Molecule: messenger RNA, 5258 nt
Organism: Priapulus caudatus
Lineage: Eukaryota; Metazoa; Priapulida; Priapulimorpha; Priapulimorphida; Priapulidae
Product: mitogen-activated protein kinase kinase kinase 12-like
Exons: 19
Coding region: 665-3688 (1007 amino acids)
Biological process (GO): protein autophosphorylation; JNK cascade
Molecular function (GO): ATP binding; JUN kinase kinase kinase activity
Source: RefSeq, a predicted model, not a curated record
CUCGUUGCGGCAUCUAUUCCCUGAGUUCUCUCUUGUCUGAUUUCCGUUGCCGAAAUUGAACAAAAAGGAUCGUCAUCGAGUGAUACAAGUGUGUUGGUAACCAAGCAACGAUUGGAGGGAGAAAACCGAAAAAGGAAUCAAUUACUGGUAGUGCUUGUGCUGGAGGCAGUGGUGGAGCUGCAGGCAGUCGAGAUGAACUGGAAAUGCCAGAUAGAGUGAGCAUGAGCAUUUAUUGCUACACUCAGCAAACCACUCUGCAAACUGCACAGUGUGCGUCACUGUCAGAAAACACCAUGUAAACGGCGAGAGAAACUUGGAAACGUGAGACUCAUUCACAGUGGCUAAAAGUGCGCCGGUACACACACAUUGUCUGCCGCACACACAAAUGCAGGCACGCGCGUGGAAGGAAAAGAUGGUGCAUUAAAUCCCCGCUGAAACCGGCUGUCACACGAAUGCUAUCGGAAAGCGUGCAUUACGGGAAAACACCUGUAAACUGUUGCUGUAAUCUGCACCCCGAGAACUAUCUUCAUCGCCGGUAGAUAGACUGUAAGCAUUAUUGCCUCGCCGGACGCCGGUAUCGCUCGUCUUAAAGCUGGAUUGUAGUCGGCUGUGCUACAAGCUCUUGCAACUGUACACGGGUAGGCGCCUGUCUCUGGAGCACCCGAUGCACACCGAUCCUAUCAAGAACAAGGAGAAGCGUAGCAGCAUGGCGGGAGCAGCGAUGAUCGAAGCGCCGCAGCGAGAUGAGCCGAUCAACAGCAGGAAUAGCCCGUCCGCACUCAACAUACUCUCGAAUAGCACUGACGCCGAGGAUUUUGCGAACAGUAUGCUCUGCCUUGAGGAUGAACUGAAGCACCUGGCAGUUGCCCCGAAGGCAUUGGACUUGUCUUCCCCAUCACCCGGUUCUGCACCGUCCUCCUCACGUCUCGACAAAUGCUCUGAAUACAAUAACGACAUGGAGUUGGAUCAUGUUGGUUAUCGUAGCGAUGGUUCUGGAGGAUUCUUUGAAGGUUUGCUUGGCUGUCUUCGCCCUGUAUGGACUAUCAUUGGCAAGGCAGCGCAAGCAGAAAUAAAAAUGAAAGGUACGAUGAAAGAUGAGUGGGAAAUACCAUUCGAGUCGAUCAGGGACCUUCAGUGGCUGGGCAGCGGGGCCCAGGGGGCUGUCUUCCUUGGCACGCUGGAGACGAAGAGUGUUGCUGUGAAAAAGGUGCGGGAGUUCGAGGAGACGGACAUCAAGCACUUGCGAAAGCUCAAUCAUCCCAACAUAAUCUCGUUCAUUGGUGUGUGUACCCAGGAGCCUUGCUACUGUGUCAUCAUGGAGUACUGCCCCUAUGGACAAUUGUACGAGGUGCUGCGGGAUGGCAGGGUAGAGGUAUCGCCUCCUCUGCUCUGUGAGUGGGCGAAGCAAAUAGCUGCUGGCAUGACUUAUCUCCAUUCCCACAAGAUCAUCCACCGGGAUUUGAAAUCACCUAAUGUGCUAAUAGCAGAAAGUGACGUCGUCAAAAUAUCAGACUUUGGGGUGAGCCGACAUCUAAGUGAACAGAGCACUGUGAUGUCAUUUGCUGGUACGGUCGCUUGGAUGGCUCCUGAAAUCAUCCGCAAUGAACCUUGCUCUGAAAAGGUCGAUAUAUGGUCGUUCGGUGUUGUUCUCUGGGAGCUGCUAACAUGCGAGACGCCGUACAAAGAUGUUGACUCAUCAGCCAUCAUAUGGGGGGUUGGCAACAACAGCCUGCACCUACCCGUGCCGUCGACGUGUCCCGAUGGCUUCAAGCUGCUUAUGAAUCAGUGCUGGAAUGGAAAGCCAAGGAACAGACCUUCGUUUAAGAACAUUCUGAUUCAUUUGGACAUAGCCGCCGCAGAAGUCCUGGAUAUUCCAAAGGAGGAGUAUUUCAAGAUUCAGGGAGCUUGGAAAGAGGAAAUAAAGCAGUCGUUUCAGAACAUCAAGAGUGGCACUGUACACAUUCCACGGCUGGAAGAGGAACUGAUACGUAGACGCAGACAGGAACUUCGGCAUGCACAGGACAUACGGGAACACUAUGAAAGGAAGUUAGACCGAGCAAAUAACUUGUAUAUGGAACUGAGCACAGUCAUGUUACAGCUUGAGCAACGUGAGAGAGAAGUCAUCAAGAAGGAGCAGCAGAUGGCAAUGUACACGAACCCAUGUAAACUGGUGAAGAAACGAAUAGUGAAGCCAGUGCUAAAAGUUCAGGAACGCAGUGGCAGCAAGAAGCGGUCACCAAAGUCAACGGCCGAGGAACACUUGAGCCCACUGAAGGUGGUGCCAGCUACCGCACCGUCGCCCAUUCCGCCGGAGGCUGUGUCGCCAGACGCGUCACCCAGCAAAGUGAGAAUACGUAAAGUGCGUCAUCGUCGACUGCUGUCACGAGGCACGAUGACAGCGAUGGCGGCCAUGAUGAGUCCGUCAAAAGACUCGCUGCAGUGCAAGCUGCAGGAUCUGCGUCCCGACGAUGACCGACGCAAGCUGCAGCACUCGCAGUACCUCGAGAACAUCAAGUACGGCGCGGGCCUGCGCAGUCCCAGCGUCGCCGCGCACGGCCUCCCGGGCGAGACGUGCCUCGACGACGCCGGCCGCCUCGUCCGACCCGACGACUCGGCGGCCUCCCCGUUCAAGCCUCCGAAGAUGUGGACGAACCCAAAGAACGGACGCGGCGGCGGCGGCGGCGGCGGCGGCGGCGGCCAGAAGUCGACGCGUCUGCUCGGCAGCAACAAGUAUCCGCAGAAGGCCUUCCUCAAUAGAGAGACGGACGAGAUCAUUCGCGUUCCGUACGAAGCCGACGCGACGGCGGCAGCGGCAGCGGCGGCGGCGGCGGCGGUCGCGAAGGAGUCCGUCAAGGAGCUGUUCGUGAAGAAGACGGCGCUGCCACGCGAGCUCGAGCACUCGUACACGGACAGCACGAGCAGCGACAACCAGAGCCUUGAGCGCAGCUUCACGCAGAAUCUCGCCAACGGCGCGAUGCAGCGGUGCACCUCCCUCGCCUCGUCCGCCGCGUUCACACACUCGCCGAGCGCGUCGACUCGGAGCGACGGCGGCGGCGGCAGCGGCGCUCCCACUGGCGGCGAGAGGCCGAAGUUGCAGCCGUACACGCGGCACACGAGCAACAGUUCAGACGCGACGCCGCCGAUAAACGGAGCCGUGCCGCUUGAGUCAUCAAGUAGUACUGGAGGAACGCAGCCAUCAGAAGACUCCUGGUCAGAGGGUAUAGAUACGGAAAGUGACAUGGAACUAAGACGGGCAACAAUUGCGCACCACAUGAGCAAUCGGAUGUCCGGCUACUCGACGUUCAGCUCCGAGGGCAACGACAACAACUCCGAUUACGAGGAGAACACGAGCGAGCAUUCGAUGCGCGACACGCCCGACCGACUCGUCUCGUCCACCAGCGGCUCGGACCUCGCCUAUCACCUGCAGGCGCAAGUGCAGCAGUCGGAGGCGGACAUAAGGAAACUCAAGGCGCGAUACGAGUGCGAGAACUCGAAUCACUCGGUUCUGUCGUUGUCAGAACCAGACCUCGUCGACUCCUCGGACAGCUCUUCGGACGAGCGAUCGAUCGACACGAUCAGAACCGCGCUCGAGAAAUCUCGGAGUACCGGCAGCAGAGAGAGUGCAACUAGCAGUCACAGCGUCGCAAGUGCACUCAGUAUCACCAGUAACCACAGCAUGAACUGGUAAACACUUCACCGAUAUCCACCGUGUCACCUGGUGCACAUGUCACUAAUGUGCACAGUCCACAGUGGCAACUGGUGAAGGUGUCACCCGUAUGCAAAGGGUCAACUGGUGGAGGUGUCACCAGUAUGCACAGUGUCAACUGGUGGAGGUGUCACCAGUAUGCACAGUGUCAACUGGUGGAGGUGUCACCAGUAUGCACAGUGUCAACUGGUAGAGGUGACACCAGUAUGCACAGUGGCAACUGGUGGCGGUGUCACCAGUAUGCACAGUGUCAACUGGUGGAGGUGUCACCAGUAUGCACAGCGUCAACUGGUGGAGGUGUCACCAGUAUGCACAUUGUCAACUGGUUAAGAUGUCACCAGUAUGCACAGCGUCAACUGGUUAAGAUGGCACCAGCAUGCACAGCGUCAACUGGUGGAGGUGUCACCAAUAUACACAGCAUCAACUGGUGGAGGUGUCACUAAUAUACACAGCAUCAACUGGUGGAGGUGUCAACAAUAUACACAUCAUCAACUGGUGGAGGUGUCACCAGAAUGCACAGUGUCAACUGGUGGAGGUGUCACCAGUAUGCACAGUGUCAACUGGUGGAGGUGUCACCAGUAUGCACAGUGUCAACUGGUGGAGGGGUUUCGUGUAGGCAAGAGUAUGCACCAGGUGCUAGAGGACUCGUAUAGUAUGGCACCCAGUAGCUGCUCUCUGGCAGCUAGUAGCCCCCCCCCCACCCAGCGAUUCACUAGCAGCAAUUCUGUCAUGCUAAGCAGGCUUCAUUUGCGUGCCGAGCAAAAGCAUUGGUGCACACCAGAUAUGAAGGGUCGUGACGUGUCACUACAACAAAGACUGUUGGUGUACACAUCAUCCUAGCUGGCCUUCAAGGGCACAUGACAGUGACCAGGUCAAUAUUACAUAGCACCAUGGAGUGAAGAAAAAAACGAAAUCAUUGAUCAUGUUGCGUGAAUGUUGAGAGUAAAUACAGUAGCGUUACUACAUUAUAUCAAAUGUAUAUUUCGGUACACAUAAAUAGCACUAUCCAGUUAUCAGUAGUGGAUUAACAGUCUGGUGCAAGACUGGCGGUGAUAGAAUUCUUUCUAGCCAGAUAUCUAUGUUUUAUGUCUAUCGCAGUAAGACACAGUCAUUUCGCGGGGAAAGUUUGCCGAUGUGUGGGGUUUAAAUGAGGAUUGAUACCAAGAAAGAUUGUGUGAUAUUUGAGGCAACCUCUGAAUGAUUAAAUGGAUACAUGGCCCCUAGGUUCCUUGCAUAUUUUCAGUUAAAAUAGGUUAAAUUACGCUACAUAAAAAAUGUCAUUGUUCAAUAUUAAUUUGAAAUAUUUUUUUUUACGUUUUAAAACUAAUGGCUGUAUCAUUGCUUACAACGGCGGUGGCGCCACUACUAGCCAGCCAAUCAACUUUCAAAGUUGCGCAUCACAACUUUUUGACUGGAGGCUACAGACUGAGGGUGUUUCUUAUUUAUAAAUUUAAGAUGAGAAGGAUUGCAAUAUCUUAUAAACAACUUUUAGAUUCCGUGUUAUAAUCUGGACGAAUUUGUCUUAAAAUAAAAAUCGUUCAGUUAAAUUGCA